AUGUAUACAUCACAUACUCCACAGGUCACGCUGAACGACCCGGCAGGGGCUUCCGCGAAGCAUGACGCCGGGGGACACCAACCAACCCGGGGGACACCGAUCAACCCGGGGGACACCAACCAACCCGGGGGACACCGACCAACCCGGGGGACACCCAACCAACCUGGGGGACACCUGACCAACCCGGGGGACACCAGACCAAACCCGGGGGACACCAACCAACCCGGGGGACACCAGACCAAACCCGGGGGACACCCGACCAACCUGGGGGACACCCAACCAACCCGGGGGACACCCGACCAACCUGGGGGACACCCAACCAACCCGGGGGACACCAGACCAAACCUGGGGGACACCCGACAAACCCGGGGACACCCGACCAACCUGGGGGACACCCGUCAAACCCCGGGGACACCCGACCAACCUGGGGGACACCCAACCAACUCGGGGGACACCAGACCAAACCUGGGGGACACCCGACAAACCCGGGGGACACCCGACCAACCUGGGGGACACCCGACCAACCCGGGGGACUCGACUCGCUAUAACACAAACUUCCUUUUCAUUUCACCGCAUCUCCUAAAGAAACGUUAUUACGACGAAGGGCCAGCAGGAAGGGGAGAGGAAAGGAGGCAAGGAGGCAAGGAGGGCAGGUCCAUCUUGAAGCCCAGCUUUAUUGUGAAUGGAUGGGAGCAGUGAAACUUCCACAGA
Molecule: messenger RNA, 711 nt
Organism: Gasterosteus aculeatus aculeatus (three-spined stickleback)
Lineage: Eukaryota; Metazoa; Chordata; Actinopteri; Perciformes; Gasterosteidae
Source: RefSeq, a predicted model, not a curated record